UUUUAGCCAUAGGUCCCAAUGGUAUAAAAUGGAAAUAAUAAUUUUAAUAAUCUUUAUUAUUGCAAAAGCUUUCCCUGAGGAUUAUUGAGUUAAUAAAUAUUAAAAUGUUUUACUUUGGGAAACCAUCAUGGCUCAUCUCUAGUCACUGAAAUGGAAAGGUCUCUAACCAAAGAAACUUUCAGCACAUGGAGAGGUAGGCUCAGAAAUGGAUCUUUUCUUAUAAGAUGACCAGGCAUACAUGAUAGUAUGCAUAGAGUCCUAUAGUAUCCCAGAGGACAAAUACCUGGUUCAGCUGAAUAGCAGCUGAAUAGCAAGGUCUAAGCAUGUUAAAGAUUUUUAGAACCAAUGCUUGUGUUGAAUAUUUAAAAAUAAGUUGAGCAUGGCAGUUCUAUGAAUGUUAUUCUCAGUAUUGAUAUACCUGUUUCUUUCCCUUUUAGGACAGCUGAUUUACCAAGUUCAAUCACCUGAUGAAGGGGCUUUAGUGACUGCUGCUAGAAACUUGGGAUUCAUUUUUAAGUCUCGGACCCCAGAGACGAUAACAAUAGAAGAAUUGGGAACGCUUGUUACUUAUCAAUUGCUUGCCUUUUUGGAUUUCAACAAUAUCCGAAAAAGGAUGUCUGUCAUAGUUCGGAACCCAGCUGGGCAGAUAAAACUUUAUUCCAAAGGAGCAGAUACUGUUCUGUUUGAAAAACUUCACCCUUCCAAUGAAGAGGACCUUCUGUCUUUGACGUCAGACCAUCUCAGUGAAUUUGCAGGGGAAGGCCUUCGAACCUUGGCAAUUGCUUACAGAGAUCUGGAUGAUAAGUACUUUAAAGAGUGGCAUAAGAUGCUUGAAGAUGCAAAUGCUGCCAUAGACAAGAGGGAAGAACAGAUAUGUGGACUGUAUGAAGAAAUUGAAAGAGAUUUGAUGCUACUAGGUGCCACAGCUAUAGAAGAUAAGUUACAAGAAGGUGUUAUUGAAACGAUUACAAGUUUAUCAUUAGCCAAUAUUAAGAUCUGGGUUCUAACAGGAGACAAACAAGAAACUGCUAUCAACAUUGGUUAUGCCUGCAACAUGUUGACUGACGACAUGAAUGAUGUGUUUGUGAUAACAGGGAACACUGCAGUAGAAGUGAGAGAAGAACUCAGGAAAGCAAAGGAAAACCUGUUCAGACAAAGCAGGAGUUUUUCCAAUGGCCAUGUAGUUUGUGAAAAGAAGCAGCAGUUGGAGCUGGACUCGGUUGCAGAAGAAAUCAUGACAGGAGAUUAUGCCUUAGUCAUAAAUGGUCACAGUUUGGCUCAUGCCCUAGAAAGUGAUGUCAAGAAUGAUCUCUUAGAGCUUGCCUGCAUGUGUAAGACUGUGGUUUGCUGCAGAGUCACCCCACUCCAGAAAGCCCAAGUAGUAGAACUGGUGAAAAAGCACAAGAAUGCUGUGACUUUGGCCAUCGGUGAUGGAGCCAAUGAUGUCAGCAUGAUUAAAAGUGCUCACAUCGGUGUUGGCAUUAGUGGCCAGGAAGGAUUGCAAGCUGUCUUAGCCAGUGACUAUUCCUUUGCACAGUUUAGAUAUCUCCAGAGGCUUCUCCUUGUUCAUGGGAGGUGGUCCUAUUUCCGAAUGUGCAAAUUCUUGUGCUAUUUUUUCUAUAAGAAUUUUGCAUUUACACUUGUGCAUUUCUGGUUUGGAUUCUUCUGUGGUUUCUCUGCCCAGGUUGGUAAAAAGCACUUUUGUUUCUCUGUAAUAUCCCAUGAAUGACAAAUGACUCUUCUUUGUAGCUCUUUACUAAUAAAGAGCAUUUUUAUAUGCUGGACACAAGUGACAGUACUAUAAUUAUGUAAUUGAUAAUUGACUCAAGCUUUAAAUCUAGUUUAAGAAGAAUAUAUGUUUAGUUGUUUGAAUUUUAUGUAUUUAUUUUCUUAUUUACAUUGUAACAAAUGAGUAAUCCUUCCACUUACCUUUUAGUUUGUAUUGAAAUGUUUUAGUGUGGUGGCAAGUGAGCUUGAUAAAGAAUUUUAAUUUUAAACUGAAAACUGAAGCACGCUAAUAAGAAAUGUUGAAGUAUCUUUUAUGGGAAGACAGUUAAUCACUUAAUACACUGAAUAUAUAUGGACUGAGAGUAAAUAUGUUUUACAUCAGGGAGAGGUAACUGAUACCCUGAGAUCAAAGCUGUUUUGGCAGCAACAACUCUCCAGCUAAAAGUUGAUCUACAGAUAAUAUUGGUAGCAAGUAAAUAAACUUAGCAAAUUAAAAAUUAGGAUUCUAUUUUUAUGUCUACAAAUGGAUAACAACUUAAUUUUGAUCAUAUACACAAAAUCUACACAUUUGACUCCCUUCACAUUUUAUUAUUUUGAUGUCAUACUUUACAUCUCUUUAUAAUUUAUGUCCCUUAAC
Messenger RNA from Castor canadensis (American beaver), 2365 nucleotides. NCBI's taxonomy places the organism in Eukaryota, Metazoa, Chordata, Mammalia, Rodentia, Castoridae. The record is from RefSeq and is a predicted model, not a curated record.